GCCCUUUCUUCAUUCCUAAACAUACAUCUCCCAUUCCAAAGACAGCCCACCCCUAUAUUUAGUUCCGCGGCCGAUGCUGCCCUUUCCACUCCACCUGGUGGCCAACCUUCAGGGGCUCCUGUUGCUCCAAGUGUAUCUAUGGUACCUUAUAUUCGUCGACUAGUUGCAACAGGCAUGGACUACCCGGGAGUUCUACAUGGGUUUUUUGGUGACGACUGGGCUUCAGGGAUUGGCUCUCUACAUGAACAAGAACGCCGCAACUUCUUCUUUGCUGCCAAGAGCGGAGGAUGGGCGGCUGUAAAGAAGGACUACGAUAUUCUGCCGCUCGAGACCAUUCCAUUCCUCAGGCCAUUGCAGGGGUCAGAAAACUCCGAGAUUGAAGCCGCGGAGAAGAGCUGGAGUGAGUGGCUGGCUAUGGAAGAUUGGAUGAUUGGCCCACGGUCACCAGAUGAAAUGGCAGACCGCCAGUCGAACACAUACUCGAGACAUAGCAGAAGCACGAGGUCUUAA
This is a messenger RNA of Trichophyton benhamiae CBS 112371, 510 nucleotides long. RefSeq lists its product as uncharacterized. The annotation marks the transcript as partial. NCBI's taxonomy places the organism in Eukaryota, Fungi, Ascomycota, Eurotiomycetes, Onygenales, Arthrodermataceae. The record is from RefSeq and is a predicted model, not a curated record. The transcript has a single exon.